AUGAAUCCACCAAAUAGCCCGUUUAAUAACUCUGGACGUUCUCCCUUUCAAACGCCACCUCCUUCAAAAUCUAUUCUUUCAUCACCUCUUUCUACUUCGGCUCGUAUUUAUUCUCAACCUUCAACACCAGCAACACCUUUAAUUCACCUAUCAUCACCUAGCAACCUUGGAUAUAAUCAUGUACCAAUGACUUCACCUAUGGUACAACGAUCCUUUCCACCAAUAAAUUCAUCAUCGGAACUCAGAUCACAUAAAAUUAGAGUAUUGAGAGAAAAUAUUAACAAUUUUUUAAUGUUUAAUAGUCAUGAGGCUGAUUUAUUUAUUCAAGAUUUUAGAAAAACAUCGGAUGCUUGGGAAAUUUUGUUUGAUUUAUUAUUGAUGGAGUUUGGAAAUCAUGAAAUUAUACAAAAACCUUCUGAACAAUUUUUAAUUGCACAACUCAUUUACCAAAAAACAAUGCACAAUUUCCAUCAAUUGAAUGAAAACCAAAUAGAGUGGGUGAGGAGAUACUUGCUCAAGGCAAUAGUUCUUUUUCACAACAAGUAUAUUGCUACACCCAUUAUUGACUAUCGUAAUAUUGUCUCGAGAUUGUGUCUAGCUCUUGCCAUGCUCACAUUGAAUUGGAUUCUAGUGUUGGAGGCAAAUUUGGAUCAAGUAGAUUUGUUUGCAGAAAUAUUCAAGCCUUUCCAAGACAAUAUCUUGUUGGAAUAUAGUAGUGGAAAUAGUAAUAGUUUAGUUGUUUAUGAUACCUCACUUUUACUUUCGCCAAGCUCUCAAAUUAUUCACGUAAAUUUGACUGAUUGCACUCUUGAUUGGUUUGCAUUCUUGUUGGAACAAAUAGAGACCACUAGCGUCUUUAGUAAUUCACAACAAGCUGAAUUGAAGAAGGAGAUGAGAAAAAUGGAGACUAAAAUAUUAGAGUAUAUUAGUACGGUGUUAUCUGAAAAUUUUCCAUCCAAUUCGGGAAAGGAAAUGGAAUUUGUGAUCAAUCUUAAAAAGAAAUCGGUCAAGGUUCUACAGGAUUGGGUUCGUUUUGGUAUCUCACCAGAAUUUAUUUUUUCAAAUAGCACACUUCUCCAAAUAUUGUUUGGAUUGGCAGAAAGAUGUGACGACCUCCUUUCUCCUUGCCUCGAAUGUAUUAAUGAUAUGCUUCAUACUACCAUUUAUUUGAGUAAUAUUCAUAUUUUGAAACAAUACAUUCACAACUCCAUUCCAAUGCUGUGUUCUAAAUAUGAAAAAUACUGUAAAACCAUUGAAGAAGAUUUCAGUAUGAAUAUUUGUAGAGAUAUUAUCAAAUUGUUCAUGGUAUUUUCUGAAAAAAUUAAUGAUUGGAUCAUUAAUUUGGAUGCUGUUGAACAGGCUGUAAAGUACAACACAGUACCGAAUGGAGGAUUACUGGAUCCAACAGCAAAACAAUUGAUAGAGGUUAUCAAUCAAUUAUCUUCAGGAUCCGACCUUAGUCUAAUCGAGCUUACUCAUCCUUUCUGGUAUCAUUUACACAAUACUGAUAUUGAUCUAAUCAAACUCGGUUUGACUAGACCAGAACUCAAGAAUAUUCCUGAGACUGUUAGAUCCCACCUAUUACAAGAGAUUACUAAAGAACUCUCUCCAUAUCACAUGUCAAUAAUGGAGAAAACCAUCAACACUGCCAUUGACAAAUCCAUUCAAACUAUUGGAUUGAUAGAUUAUGAUACAGAUGAAUCUGAAAAUUUUAGAGAUUCUAGUAAGGAAGUCUUUCUUGCUUGUUAUUAUGGACUCAGAGGAAAGGUCAUUGGAGCAUGCGAGGAAAAGCUUGUUUAUCUUUUCCAAAAACAAAGUAUUUCCAACUUGCAACAAGGAAUGGAACAACUUGCCCAACAUUUGUCCAAUAAUGAUCUAACUGAGGAAUUUAUGGAAAAGGUUGCAUGUGCCUUGAUGAGCACUCUACCAGAUCUUGCUCUUUUAGAAUCUAUCCUGUUUUCCAUGAAUUCAUUUGGUGACCUCAUGAAAAAGCAAGAAUGUGAAAACUAUUUUGCUGAACUAUUCUCACAAAUUCAAUACUUUUCUGAUAUUGUAGCUAAACUCUCACAAACUGUAUCAAACUUGAUAACUCAUCCAUUCCAUACACAAUUCACUAGAAUGAUUACAACUUUGGUAAAGAAUACUUGUGGUGGAUGCAGAAACACACAGAAUAUUCUUAUUAACUUGUCCUCUUACCUCCUAGUUCCAUUAUUUAAAGCCAUCUCAAAAACAGUUGAGGUAUUCUCAGAUAAGAUAUGUAUUAACUUUCUCAUGAAAUCCAUGAGUUCAUUCCAACAAAUUCUCAACUCUAAAGUAUACAACAAUUCGAAUAAUGUCAAAUCAGUUAUUUAUUCUUCAGUUAGUUCUUUCAACUCUCUGUGUGAAGAAGGUUCAAAGAUUUGCAGAAAUGAUACCAGCGGUAGAGCAUCAGAGUUAUUUUUCAAUUUGGUAAAGAGUGUGUAUGAAUUUAAAUUCUUGAAUCAAAUUGAGCACAGUCUAUCACAUCAAAUGUAUAGAGGUAUCAGCUUUAUAGUUUCAGCAUUACCUUCCCAACAACAAGAGCUGUUCACCCUAGUUUUUAAUACUAUUUUCGAGUCUAUUGAAUCACUUUUGAAAGAAAGGGAAGCCCUCUUGCAAUAUUCUCAAGGAAACCUCGAAGUUCUCAGCUCUGAAAAUGCUCUCAACUCUUCGAUCAGUUUGCAUUUCGAAUUGAGAAAAUUGAAAACAUUUUUGCAUGCCUUUGAUCCAUCUGCUGAUGAGCAUCUUAUUCCAAAUAUUUCACCACAUUUUGACAAGAUUUUAAGCUUGACCCUGAGAGUAUUACAUUUAUUUGUAAGAAUUAUUCCUUCCACUUGCACAGAUAUUAAUCAAUAUUUAACCAAUCAUUGGGGAACACAAGUUGAUCAACACUUGCUUUGCAACCACAUAACAGACUUGUGGAAGACAAUGAUAACCACUAUUGGAGGUUCAAACCCUCUCGCCAUUCCAUUCCUUCACAAACUUCUCCGUGUAUGCUCUCAAUUUUAUUGCUUUGGUAAAGUGUUGGAUUUGGAACAAGGUAUUGACGAAUCUCACAUUGCUGCUUACAUUCAACAAAAUUCAGUAUCUGAAAUGGUUCCAACAUUUGAAGCAAUGACAGCUCAAUUCCAAUCCUCAUUCCUCAACUCUCAACCUUAUCAUUCAAUCUUGGAACUUUUUGGAAUAAUAUUAUCCGGUAUGAGUCAAUCUCCAUUCCCAGAAACUUUCAUGUUAUACUUUGUUCCAAUCUUUGUUUUGACCUAUAAUCUGACCAAUUCAGACAUUUUCGAUAAGAGAUUAUUAUGGCUUGCCAAGAAGAAGCAAAAAUAUGAAAAGUUUUCACCAUUCCUCAUUGAUGUCUUUUCAGAGGAUGAGAAUGGAGAUUUACUAGUGUCAUUGUUUAGAUAUUUAAACUUUACCUGGAGACUUUAUCCUACCAGAUACUUGUCCAACCAAAUAUUCUAUUCAAUUUUAGAAACCAAGAUAACUCAAUUGUGUAUCAAAUAUUUUGAUUACAGAUCAGAAUAUGGUGUGUUAGACAAAUCCAAUGCUGUAGCCGCACCUGUAAAAUCAGUUUCGUAUUACAUUUCUGUCUAUUUACAUGGACUAUUGACUGAGAGGGUUAAUUUUGAAGGUGAAGAUGCCAUAGCCCUCCAACAACUCUUUACAGAGACUAUUUCAGAGCUUUACUAUUCAUUUUUGCCUCAUCUUAUUGAAAGAUCGAUUUUCUCUGAUACACCAAACUUGGCCAACAUUAACAAGAUUUUAUAUUCAUUCCAAUGCUACAACAAGAUGCAUUUAGCGGCUUGUGUUAGCAACUAUGUAGCUGGAUCGAAAUUAUUGAAUGAACUUGUAGAGAAGGGAAAACUGAGCAAGAUGGAUAUUUCCGUCUUUACUCAAGGUGUGAGCAGAGCAAACAGUCAAACAAUGAUUGCCAUCAGAAGAGUAUUUACUGAAUUUAGAGAACGAGUUGAAAAUGCCAGAUUACAACUUGAACAGGAAAAAGUUCCAGAAGAACCUUCCACACCAAAGAAAAAGUCAUCGGCCAACGAUCUUUCCUCUCCACUCAGUAUUGGCUCUCUUUUUUAA
Naegleria gruberi is the source of this 4107-nucleotide messenger RNA. RefSeq lists its product as uncharacterized. NCBI's taxonomy places the organism in Eukaryota, Heterolobosea, Eutetramitea, Acrasida, Naegleriidae. The transcript has 6 exons. Bases 1 to 4107 code for a protein of 1368 amino acids. The record is from RefSeq and is a predicted model, not a curated record.